AUGUUCUCAUAUAUACAUGUAACAGUGCUUUUCUUUACCUCUUCACAGCAAUGUGUUUCAUGUGGCUGUAUUGUGAAAAGACGGUUUGACGUGGCCGAGAACACGGGUCGUGGUCAUCACCUGACCGGACGCAUUUGCCCCGAUUGUCGCUUGCACAGACCUGCCGAGUGUUAUUUGGUCAAUCUGAAUCUGUGCUCAGCGGUGGAAAAAGUCAUUCAUGGCAAGGGACAUAUUCGAAGCCCUCGGAAAGCGUUUAUGUUGGCACAGAAAAGUGCCGCACUGAAAUUGCUUCGUUCCCGUCGGAAAAGUGAACCGGAUCUGACCCAAUCGGAUAACAAUAACCAGUUCCCGAACGGUGCACCACUGUUACGUGAUGUGGUGGUCCACUUCUAUGAGCGACAACCGGAGAUGGGUUUGGCUGAGAUAUACAGAGUCGCGGCUGCUAUUCAAGCAGUGCAUGGGCGAAAACCGCUCCAGGACUCAAUCCGAUUUUGUCUGGCUCAAGAAAAUAACGCUGCCUACGCGAGCACGAACCCGGAUGCCUUCAGUGCACGAAACAUGGCUCUGAUACAUAGCCCCUGGUUCAAACGCAUGUUGCCCGCAUUUCGGAACAAUCCGUCGAUUUCAUUGACCAACGAAUCGGACAGUCCUGGCACUCCCGAGACUGAUUCCUCGGCAACUCUGAUCAUUGUGCUCGGCUCAUCCUUGCAAGUGUUACGUAACUAUGCAUUUUUGUGGCCUCAAGGCCUAGGAAGAUGUUUGAAUGAGACGAAACCUCGGCGCUCGACUGGUCGUAAAGGCAAACAAUCGACUGGGGAUCAAACAGAGUCGGGUAGAGAUGAUUUGAAUUCCAUCCUAUCGUCUUCGCCCACUCCAUGCACCGACUCACCAUCAAAAACCGAACGAUGCUCGCUGGCCAUUGUUAAUUUGCAGUCCACGUGUAAAGAUGGUGUGGCGGACAUUGUGAUACAUGCACCGUGCGAUGCAGUGCUACAAGUUGUGAUGUCGGAGUGUUUGAAUCUUUCCGUUCCUGCCUAUGAUCCACUUCGUGAUGAUCCGUUAUACAGUGAAGCCACAUUGCUCAAUCCGGACGAGGAGCAUACACGGACGAGGCCAGACAUUCCUUUCGAGUGUUUCGUCCCGGUAGACCAUCCAACCUGA
This is a messenger RNA of Echinostoma caproni, 1161 nucleotides long. The record is from the annotation of a GenBank genome assembly. NCBI's taxonomy places the organism in Eukaryota, Metazoa, Platyhelminthes, Trematoda, Plagiorchiida, Echinostomatidae.